Molecule: messenger RNA, 1202 nt
Organism: Hydractinia symbiolongicarpus
Lineage: Eukaryota; Metazoa; Cnidaria; Hydrozoa; Anthoathecata; Hydractiniidae
Product: cyclin-dependent kinase 20-like
Exons: 1
Coding region: 65-1120 (351 amino acids)
Biological process (GO): protein phosphorylation
Cellular component (GO): nucleus
Molecular function (GO): cyclin-dependent protein serine/threonine kinase activity; ATP binding
Source: RefSeq, a predicted model, not a curated record
UUUUCCCCACUUUUAUUUCCUAGUUAAAGAAAUAUAAACAAUGGAUUAAUUAAUGGAUUAGUCAAUGGAGAAUUACUCUUUCUUGGGACGAAUUGGAGAAGGUGCACACGGCGUCGUUUUCAAGGCAAAGCAACUCCAGAGCGGAGAAAUCGUUGCUUUGAAAAAAGUUCCAUUACGAAGGUUGGAGGACGGUGUACCAAACACCGCUCUGCGUGAAAUUAAGGCAUUAGAACAAAUAGAACAUCCGCAUGUUGUCAAGUUAUAUGACGUGUUUGCCUAUGGUACAGGCUUUGUGCUUGUGUUCGAGUACAUUUUGUCUGAUCUAUCGGAAGUACUGCGCAAUUACGAGCAGCCUUUGCUACAAUCGCAUGUCAAAAGUUAUAUGUUGAUGCUUUUAAAAGGCGUUGCGUAUUGCCAUGAAAAGAAUAUCAUGCACAGAGAUUUAAAGCCGGCUAAUUUACUGAUCUCUAGUUCGGGACAUUUAAAAAUAGCUGAUUUUGGUCUGGCGAGAGUGUUUCUAGAUUGUAGCAAUCGGUUGUAUUCCCAUCAAGUUGCCACGCGUUGGUAUCGCGCUCCUGAGUUGCUAUACGGCGCAAAACAUUACGACCAGGGCGUUGACUUAUGGGCGGUUGGCACAAUUUUUGGCGAGAUGUUAAACAAUUCACCGUUAUUUCCAGGUGAAAGUGAUAUCGAACAAUUAUGUUGUGUGCUUCGUGCACUUGGGACACCAAAUGAAAAAAUAUGGCCCGGCAUGAGGGAUUUACCGGAUUUUAAUAAGAUAACAUUUCCGGCUAACGAUCCAGUACCAUUCAAGAAGAUUGUACCGGACGCCUGUGAAGAGGCCAUUGAUUUAUUAAAGACGUUUCUCGUCUACUCUUCAAGCAAACGAAUUUCAGCAAAACACGCGUUACUUCAUAAGUAUUUCUUUUAUCAACCUCUACCCGCGCAUCACUCCGAGUUGCCUGUGCCCUGUUGUGUGGAGGGGAGACACGACCGAUCACGUAAUGUGAAAAGUUUCGACGUUACGUUACCUAUUGAGAAAUCGCUUGUUUCAAAAAAUCUCAUCAGCGUGUUCAAUUCUGCUGAGAAAACGACGUCCUUUCUCACUCCUGAAGGUUAAUAAACUUUAUGACGAGUUGACGUCGACUAUUUAGACUCGAAAACUUCUUAUUCUUACUCUUAAAUGAAUUACCUUUUUAAAA